UGUAUCCUACCGGAAGCAGUUGCUGGGCAGAGUCGCCGGUUUUCACUUCCUUGUUGCUGACAGCUAACAGUGCUGCACAAUGAAAAUACUCACGUUAUGGAGCCUUUUUUCCACAUACUUAUUAGCUAGCAGCCUUAACAUCGAGGAUAAUGCAGGACAGUUCUUCAGCAGUGGCCAUACCAACAACUGGGCUGUUCUGGUGUGUACUUCCAGAUUCUGGUUCAACUACCGUCAUGUGGCCAAUACUCUGUCAGUCUACAGAAGUGUUAAGAGGCUGGGCAUUCCUGACAGCCACAUAGUGCUCAUGCUGGCUGAUGACAUGGCUUGUAACCACAGAAACCCAAAACCUGCCACAGUGUUCAGCCAUAAGAACAUGGAGCUGAAUGUGUAUGGAGAUGAUGUGGAGGUGGACUACCGAGGAUAUGAGGUGACUGUGGAGAACUUCCUGCGUGUUUUGACUGGAAGGCUGCCACCCAGCACUCCGCGCUCCAAACGCCUCCUCUCUGAUGACCGCAGCAACAUCCUCAUAUACCUGACCGGCCACGGCGGGAAUGGUUUCCUAAAGUUCCAGGACUCUGAGGAGAUUAGUAACGUGGAACUAGCGGAUGCGUUUGAACAGAUGUGGCAGAAAAGGAGGUACAAUGAACUGCUCUUCAUCAUUGACACCUGUCAGGGCGCCUCCAUGUACGAGAGGUUCUACUCUCCAAACCUCAUGGCUCUGGCCAGCAGUCAAGUCGGAGAGGACUCCCUGUCGCACCAGCCAGAUUUGGCCAUAGGAGUCCAUUUGAUGGAUCGCUACACCUUCUACCUUCUGGAGUUCCUGGAGGACAUCCAUCCUGCAAGCAAAACCAACAUGAAUGACCUGUUCAAAGUAUGUCCCAAGAGUCAGUGUGUGUCCACUCCAGGCCACCGUACUGACCUUUUCCUGAGGGAUCCAGGAAGUGUACUCAUCACAGAUUUCUUUGGUAGCGUGCGCAAAGUGGAGAUCACCAUGGAAACUAUUGACUUGACCGACCCCAUCGAGCAGGUGGAGCAGAGUCCUGUGAAUGAAGAGCUGCAAAAGGAGAAGAACUCGUAUGUGGACCAGCUGCCACUGUCUGAGAUCAUCCAUCAGAAACCGAAGCAGAAGGACUGGCACCCCCCUGAUGGCUUCAUCCUGGGCCUGUGGACUCUAAUCCUUCUGGUGUUUUUCAAGACGUACGGCAUGAAGCACCUCAAACAUAUCUUCUAAAGGCCUCGCACGCUGGAUGUCUGAGGACAUGAAGCUGCAGACGGGGAGCUUUCACUGACGGGAUAUUAGAGGCAAGGUGCAGCUUGUGACAGGCUUAUUUUCCUUAAAAGGGAAAGAAGAUGUAUGGCCCCCCGCACCUGCUGGGCCAGAAAGUGUGCGAUGCAAUUUGGUGCCUUUAGAUUCUUUUGAAUGAUUGUGUAUUACCCCAGAUGUGAUGUGAGAAGGGACAAAUACUCAAGUAAUGCAUCAGAUAUGUGAAGGCUGUUUUUUUUAAAAAACCAUUUUGUGUCAGUUUUUGCUUUUGACAAGGACUCAUAUUUAUCGCUUUUGGUGUCAAAAGUUCUGUUUCUGUCAAGCCAUUCCAUAAUUGUGUUGAUUUGGUUAAAAAAUGCACUGAAUUGAGUCAGCAGAUAAGAAUUUAAUUUAUUUUCGAGAGCAUGCCGCUCUGCAUAUUUUAGCAGCAGCUUUUUUUUUUCUCGUUUAAGUGCUACUCAGAACGUCUGCUCGGUCACAAAGAGAGAAUGUGGGACGAGGGCUGGCUGAUUGUGAGUGGGCUGUAGAGAGAUUACUAUUUAAUGUCUCCCUUGUCCAUAUACAUUACACCCCUUGACCGUCAUAUCACGCUUGUGAAGGAUAACAAUCACACAUAAUCCCAUCUUGCAUGAUGGACCCAUCCACUCUUCCCAUUCACCAAAUUGCCCUCCCUGUGGAAACAUCCAUUAGCUCUCCAGCCAUGUACUCCACUGAUUGUAUUCCGGGUGAUGGACAGCUAUUUCCCCGGCCAUUCCACGUCUCGCACUACAGCAGCGAUAAGUGAGUGAUAACCUAGUAAGCCGCUGGCCGUCCCACAUGAAUCUCCUCUGUGCCGGGACGCGUUUUCCUCCCUUUUUCCGUCCCUUUCCCUCCAUGUGUAAACCACUUCGCAUUAGGCUUAUUGUUGUGGGGGGGAGUGACUGAUGCUCAAAGCAUAUGGAUUGAACCUGCGGUAGUUUAUCUUUGCUCCAUGGCGUGAGGAUCCGCCCAUUGGGUGCCCGCUGACACUCUCCCUCGUGGCUGAAGGGGAAAAUAGAUGGAGUUGGAAAUUGAACCAUGUGUAUUGGGAAGGCGGCUGCUGCGUCAGCCACCAAGUACCUUUUCUUAUGCAUUAUUUAUGCAAUGCUUAUUUCUUCCUCCUUCUCCUCCCGGUGUCUUAUUUCCUGUAAUCUUAUUCUUCUCUCAGAGAAAGCAAGCUCAUUUUAUUUCCUCAGUUGGUCGGAUUUUGAUACCCUGAAUAAAGAUGAAACACUGGAUCACAGA
Messenger RNA from Acanthopagrus latus (yellowfin seabream), 2527 nucleotides. It is a transcript of the gene pigk, whose product is annotated as phosphatidylinositol glycan anchor biosynthesis, class K. Gene Ontology annotation, biological process: protein localization to cell surface; proteolysis; attachment of GPI anchor to protein. Gene Ontology annotation, molecular function: GPI-anchor transamidase activity. NCBI's taxonomy places the organism in Eukaryota, Metazoa, Chordata, Actinopteri, Spariformes, Sparidae. The coding region runs from base 80 to 1231 and encodes 383 amino acids. The record is from RefSeq and is a predicted model, not a curated record. The transcript has 11 exons. Gene Ontology annotation, cellular component: GPI-anchor transamidase complex.